AACAAUCUAAUUUCCCCAGAAAUAAAUCACAGAUUAAGCCUUAUGUCCGCAAAAUUUACGAGGCCCUCCAAAUUAUGCAAGCGCACCCACUUCCUGCGGACACCAGACUCGGUUCCAACUCAGUCGCAGAUGCGACAUGAGCUAGAAUCCAAUCUCGCCAAUGUCAUUCUGAAACUAAUGAGUCCCGCUUGUCAGCAAUGGAUGGGUGUUGAUCGAAAAUUGAAAGGACCAACCAUUUACUGUGCUGACAGUGAUGAACUGAAAGACGCCAUCCACGAGCACAUACUGAAACUCGGACAGGAAGCAGAAGACAAACGGUCAAGGCGUCGUAAGCGUGUGAUCAAGAAGAAAAAUCUCAACGAAGAAGUGGAGUUUUUGAAAUUUGAAUGUCGGCAGAAAAUUGAGAUUGCUCGACAGGAAGAGCAAAACAAAAUGCAAGUGAAGCUCAGCGAGGCUAAGUCGGAAUUGGAAUACAAGUUUAGUAAAAUGAAUUCCGAAUUGGGCGAUGAUUAUUUGAGAGCAAGGAGAGAAAUGGCAAAGUUCAUGUGCAAAAACUUCAGAAAACAAGCUGCAAAUCUAAUUGAAAGGAUUGUACAGCAAUACAGAAGACACCUUGAACAAGAAGUACGCCAAAAAGUUAACGAAGAAGUACAGCGAAUGACAGGGCAAAUAGAUGAAGUUGUUCGAGCAGCAGUUGACCAUCAAAAAGAUUUGGAUACGAAAGCAAUGCAAAGGAUGUGCUACCGAUAUGAAGAGCUGAUACAAAACUUUGAGCAUCGUGAAGCUUUUCACGCUCUAACUGAACUUUCGCAGCGAAUAUGCUCCCGAUUGGCCACACUUUGUAGAUCCGCUGGAAAUCAGGAAACAUCCUGUCAAACUUCGUUCAUUAAUCCGGAACAUGUUUCAUACCAACUCGAUGCCAAUAAUUCACGUGUUUCUAUUAAAACUGAUUACUUAGAAUCUAGCGAUUAUUUAGAGGAAGAUGAUAUCUUUAUUGUUGAAGCCUGUUUCAUGACACCAGACCCCAGUCCAGUGUACAGCCCCUCCGAGGUUUCAUUAGACAGUGCACGCUCCUCAUCAUCAUCGGAACCAAUUUACGACAAAUAUAGUCAGUUCCGUUGUAAAAUGCAAGAGCAAUUGUCCCUUCUACCAAUGGUUAGUUGGGCACCUUUUUACUACAUGGAACAGUCAAGUCACUCAAUUAUGGAAACUUCAAUAAUUGGUUCAAAUAAUUCUCGGGACUCUGAAAAUAAUAUUGUAGAAGACGAAAAACCAUCCGAACGAGAAAUUCAAGUUACCAAAACUGACCUUCAGCGUGUAUCACCACCGGAAAGUUUUAAAACAUCAUCUGCAGUGGCAUCUGAGUCUUCAAUAUCGGAACUAUUUGCCUUGAAUAAAUCAAAUACUGCCAUUGAUGUGGUGGUCAAUGGUAUUACCUUGAAAUAUAUUCGAGCGAACAGAAGGAACUCUGAAUAACAAUAAAUAAUAUGAAAAUGGUAUGCUUGAAAGCAAUG
Messenger RNA from Wyeomyia smithii (pitcher-plant mosquito), 1514 nucleotides. RefSeq lists its product as uncharacterized. The transcript has 3 exons. The record is from RefSeq and is a predicted model, not a curated record. Bases 43 to 1476 code for a protein of 477 amino acids. NCBI's taxonomy places the organism in Eukaryota, Metazoa, Arthropoda, Insecta, Diptera, Culicidae.